Molecule: messenger RNA, 1317 nt
Organism: Puntigrus tetrazona (Sumatra barb)
Lineage: Eukaryota; Metazoa; Chordata; Actinopteri; Cypriniformes; Cyprinidae
Gene: calhm1a
Product: calcium homeostasis modulator 1
Exons: 3
Coding region: 92-1147 (351 amino acids)
Molecular function (GO): monoatomic cation channel activity
Source: RefSeq, a predicted model, not a curated record
GUGAACCUUUGAUCACUUUGAACUCAACUCUGCUCCUGCAGUCUUGCUCUCUUUUUCUCUCUGACAACACAGGUGAGCCGACUUUUUAAAAAUGGAUAAGUUUCGAAUUAUGGUCCAGUUCCUGCAAGCCAACCAAGAGUCUUUCAUGAAUGGCAUCUGUGGGAUCAUGGCCCUGGCAAGCGCCCAGAUGUAUUCCUCUUUUGAGUUCACCUGUCCUUGUCUCCCAGACUACAAUUACGCGUAUGGCAUCGGCAUCCUUGUCGUUCCGCCAAUAUGGUUCUUUUUACUUGGAUACGUACUUAACAACAACAUCUCAGUGUUAACAGAGGAAUGGAAGAGACCGGUUGGAAAACGCAGGAAAGACCCGGCGGUCUUGCGCUACAUGUUCAGCUCCAUGACGCAGCGCGCUCUCAUCGCUCCGGCUGUAUGGGUAGCAGUGACUUUAAUGGAUGGCAAAAGCUUCUUGUGCGCUUUCAGCGCCACGACGGAUUUAUCCGUGUUCUUCAACGAGAGCUACCAAAGCCUAUCCAAAAGGGAGGUUUUGAAAUUACAAGCAAAGAUCCCAUGCAAAGACGUAUUCGACGGGCAUGAGAUUAUUUCCAGAGAGGCGGCCACUAGAUAUAUUCGCUGUUUGUCACAGGCCUGUGGAUGGACCUUUUUAAUGGUAAUAACUAUAGCAGCCUUCCUGAUAAGGGCGAUAAGACCUUGUUUUACACAAGCCGCUUUUCUUAAAACCAAAUACUGGUCGCACUACAUCGAUACAGAGCGCAAAUUAUUCGACGAAACGUGCAAAGAGCACGCCAAGAGCUUCGCCAAGGUCUGCAUACAGCAAUACUUCGAGAGCAUCAGCGGCGAAAUCGUUACGCAGUUCCAGCUGCCCGCGAAGAAAGGGAAAGGCAACAAAGACGAGGACGGGGAAAAGCAGAAAAGCGACGAGGAAAGGCUUCUCGGGAUCCGUAAAGAAGACGACAUGAAUAAAGUCCUGUGGAACUGGCACACGUGUAAACCCGCGCUGUUCCUGAACAAACACGCUGAAAACAGGAGUAUGAACGGACACGCCCACUUUGACACUCUCAGCCUCUCGGAUGAGCGCUACACUCACACGCCUGUAAAAAACACAGCUGUGGCAUACUACUCCAAAGUCUGACUUCACACUUUAAUCUUAGUCUGCUAUAGCAGUACUCGCUCUCAAGAUCCGAUUUCUAUUUAUCGCCUGCCAUUUCUUAUUUGAUGUCCUCCGAGACCCCGUAGUCAUUGCAUCCAGCCAUUAUAAAACAAUGUUGUUUGUUACUAGAAAUAAAUGAGAACGUAACAGGA